AUGUGCGGUAUCCCUUCUAGCGGAAAGACUACCCGCGCGAAAAAGAUUGAGCGAUACUUUCUUGAUAGGCUUACAAGUCAAGGGAAAACCGGCUUGGUUCACCUGAUUAACGACGAGUCUCUGGGGAUAACGAAAGAUAGUUAUAAAGAUACACGCGUUGAAGAAAAAAAGGCCCGAGCAUCAUUGAUAUCAGCUGUAGAACGUUCAACUUCAAAGGAUGAUCUGUUAAUUGCUGAUGGAAUGAACUACAUCAAAGGGUUUCGAUAUCAGCUAUAUUGUAUUGCGCGGGCCAUUGGUACUCCGCAUUGCGUGAUAUACUGUGGAACGCCGGUAGAAGUUGCAAGAAAAUGGAAUUCGAUUCGUGGCGAAGAGGGAUAUGAAUCAAAUCUGCUAUAUUGCACAGAUAUUCUGAACAUUUUACUUAAUCAAUACAGAUUCGACGAUCUCGUUAGCAGGUUCGAAGAACCAGACGAUCGGAAUCGAUGGGAUUCACCGCUCUUCACAGUUUUAUAUGAUGAUGAAACGUUACCACUUGACAAUAUAUGGGAUGCUGUCUUUGUUAGGAAAGCGAAACCACCUAACUUGUCAACCGUUGCGAAACCCGUUAGUGAAACAAACUAUCUUUAUGAACUCGAGAAAACUACACAAGAGAUUAUUAACGCAGUGCUAGAUGCACAAAAGCACAAUUUUGGAGCAG
Molecule: messenger RNA, 697 nt
Organism: Acaulospora morrowiae
Lineage: Eukaryota; Fungi; Glomeromycota; Glomeromycetes; Diversisporales; Acaulosporaceae
Source: the annotation of a GenBank genome assembly